Messenger RNA from Bactrocera oleae (olive fruit fly), 2945 nucleotides. RefSeq lists its product as uncharacterized. Gene Ontology annotation, cellular component: nucleolus. Lineage: Eukaryota; Metazoa; Arthropoda; Insecta; Diptera; Tephritidae. Gene Ontology annotation, biological process: maturation of LSU-rRNA; rRNA base methylation. The record is from RefSeq and is a predicted model, not a curated record. Gene Ontology annotation, molecular function: RNA binding; rRNA (cytosine-C5-)-methyltransferase activity.
UGUUCACGGUCGAUACACAGCUGAUUCCUCUAAAUGCCAAAAUUAAUCCUCAUUCCGCUAUUUGAAUUCACAAAUAAAGUCACUUUACUAAAGUGUCAAAAGUUCUUUCAAUGUAUUGCUCUUUCAUUCCACGUGUUGUUCCUUAUUACGAUUAGAAAUUUCACGUUGAGUUGUUAGAAACAAAUAAAAUUUCAUUAAUAAUAGUACAAUGGGACGGAAAGCAGAAUUUAGUGAAAAGCCAAAAAAAGGUCCUGGGCGAAAGUCCCGCAAGCAAAAGCCGCCCACUUUCCCGAAACAAUCGUUUGCGCCUUCAAAUGACAUGGAUGAUAAAAAGCUAUCACAUCGUCAAAAACAACGCUUGGUUAAACGUGAUCAGAAAAAAGAAAUCCAAAAGGUAAAAAAGCAGAAACAUAAUAUGAAGUUAAGCCAAGAAAAUAAUAGUAGAUCUAAUGAACAAAGAAGGAAAUUAAGUGAAGGUCCCGAUGUAACCGACGAUGUAGAAUUUCAAAAUAAAUACAACACUAAUAAGCUACAAGGAUUUUUAGGGAUCCAACAGCAUUUGAAAUCUCAAAAACAAAAAAUUGUGGGAUUUACAGACGAUAAUAAAGAGUGGCUGAAACCCAAGCAGUCAAAAAAGCUAAAGAAAAUUAAAUCUAGCGAUGACCAAGACCAAGAAAAGUAUGAAGAUGAGAAAAAUGAAGAAAAUGAGCAAGACUUACUAGAAGAACAAACAGAAAAUGAAGGAGAAGAAAAUGGCGAAGAAGAUGCAUUUAAAGAAACUCUUAAAGUUGAAAAGCUAGAUGACAUAUCUGAUUAUGAUGAUGAAAAUUCCAAUUCAGAUGACGACUUUGAGUUAUCUGAUAGAGAGGAUACUGAUUCUAUCAUUAGUGAAUUUAAAGACAAUGAAGUUGACGACAGCCUGUUACCGAUCGAACGGGAAAAUAAAAAGUUAAGGAAACGUGAAGCUAUGGAAGCCGAAAUGUCUACCAAAGAGAUGCAAAUGUCGAUUGAUCGUCAAGAGGUUUUCGAAUUUCCAGAAAAAGAUGAAGAUAACCAAAAGGAAAUAACACUUCAAGAAAUACAACAACGUAUUAAGGAUCUUACGCUUGUAUUAUCAGAUUUCAAAAAGUACCGCCAACAAGAUCGUUCUCGGCAAGAAUAUUUAGAUCUAUUACGCCACGACCUUUGCAUCUAUUACAGCUAUAAUGAUUUUCUAAUGGGCAAAUUAAUGGAUAUUUUCGCAUUGACGGAACUUAUGGAAUAUUUAGAAACCUCUGAGGUUCCACGCCCAUUAACUAUUCGUACGAAUUCUUUAAAAACACGUAGAAGAGAUUUGGCUGCAUCAUUAAUUAACCGCGGCGUCAACUUAGAUCCUUUGGGCAAAUGGACUAAAGUCGGUUUAGUUGUUUAUAAUUCGCAAGUUCCCCUUGGUGCCACUCCCGAAUACUUAGCUGGCCACUAUAUGAUUCAGGGAGCAUCGUCAAUGCUGCCUGUUAUGGCGUUAGCACCUCAAGAGAAUGAACGUAUUCUAGAUAUGUGUUCUGCACCAGGCGGCAAGGGGUCGCAUAUUGCCUCGAUUAUGAAAAACACAGGUGUUCUUUUUGCGAAUGAUGCCAAUCAGGAGCGGAUAAAAGCAGUAGUAGCAAAUUUUCAUCGCCUUGGCGUUAUUAACGCUAUUGUCAGCUGUGAAGAUGGUUGUAAAUUUCGUAAUUUAAUAUCUGGAUUUGAUCGUAUUCUCUUAGAUGCUCCGUGCACAGGCACAGGUGUUGUGGCUAAAGACCCAAGUGUCAAAUCAACAAAGAAUGAGGUAGAUGUACAGCGUUGUUAUAAUCUUCAACGUAAGUUGUUGUUAACUGCCAUUGAUUGUGUGGAUGCUAAAUCUAAAACGGGUGGAUACAUUGUGUAUUCAACAUGUUCAGUAUUGCCUGAAGAGAAUGAAUGGGUCAUAGACUAUGCCCUCAGAAAACGAAAUGUUAAGCUUGUUCCAACUGGUUUAGAUUUUGGCGUUGAAGGCUUUACAAAAUAUCGCCAAUAUCGCUUUCAUCCCAGUUUAAAUUUAACUCGGCGUUAUUAUCCCCAUAUACAUAAUAUGGAUGGUUUUUAUGUAGCAAAAUUGAAAAAAUUCUCAAACACCAUUCCGAUGACUACGGAACAACAAGAAGCGGAUGAAAAAAUUUUGGAUGACGCGAUAACGAACGCUACAACUAUGGUGGAUAAUAAUUCCAACAAUACUGAAGAACUGGAAUAUGAAAAAAAGGGGACACGGAAACUACUCGGAAAGCAAGCAGGAAAGCCAAACCUUUCAGAAGUGGAAUUAGAUAUAAAGAAGAAAAAAAUGGAACAAAAUAGGAAUAAAUACAUUGCUAAUGUUUUUGAAAAACCAUUAAAAGUGAACAAAAAUGAAAUGGAAGUGCAACCAGAAAAUCAAACAACAAUAAUUGAAAAACAAAACAACAAAAAAAAAUUUAAUAUGGUUGAAUUAAACGGCCAUGAUGCACAAAUCGAAUCUGAAGGCAAAAAUACACAACAAACUAAACUGAAUACAAAAAAACAGAAAGAUCUCCCUCAAGGGAAGGUAAAACUAAUGAAACGACAACAUAAAUUAAAGCAGAAAACAAAACUGAUUGGCCAACUGAAAAAUGAUAAAUCUAAAACACACAAAAAUAAAAAAAAUUAGUUCAAAUAUAAUUUUUAAAACCCGCAAAAGCAAAGAUAUAUAUUUUAUUUUGAAAUAUAUGUAACUUAAGCAUAUUUUUAUAAGUUUAAGUAAUGCUUAAGGUUUGAAUACACUAGGUAUUAAAAAAAAUUAUGUGAAAUUCUGCCACUUUAGUUUGGUUAUGAAAUAAAAAAGUGAUAUGCGAAUUUCUAAAUAAUUUACAUUUUGAACAUCCUUAAAAAUAAUAUAUAAAUUGAUGCUAAUUCAAUAAUUUCAUACAUUUUAACGG